Daldinia childiae is the source of this 1254-nucleotide messenger RNA. RefSeq lists its product as uncharacterized. The transcript has a single exon. Lineage: Eukaryota; Fungi; Ascomycota; Sordariomycetes; Xylariales; Hypoxylaceae. The record is from RefSeq and is a predicted model, not a curated record. Bases 1 to 1254 code for a protein of 417 amino acids.
AUGGUGCUUAAAAAGAAAGAAGUAUAUACGGUGAUAACACCCAUUCCUAGCUUUAUACCCCGCCAGCUAGCAAUCGACAUUCUCCACAGCCACGGCGAAGUCAUAACACUAAAUCCCCUCGUACUCGAGUACAAACAAAUCAAGGCACCUCGCGAUGCCGUGUCCGAUGAGUAUUUCUCAACAUGGUAUGAAAUACACGAGCGAAUUCAAUAUGUCCCUGGCAUAGGAAGAUUCGGGUCCGGGAAGAUCACGUUUAACGGUUGCUUUCAUGAUCUUCCAUGGGGUCUACAAACGCACAUUUACGCGCCGAUGGGUGUCGACCUCCGAAACAAGUAUCGCAUUGGAGGAAAUCAACCCGGUGUUGAGCCUCCGGAACAUCAAGAGAUUGGACUUGCUGCGCUCGGUGCGCCAAAAGAUGGACUUUACCUAAGAGAGGACAUCGAGAUACGAUGUAAUAUUACCAUGGUCGGUAUAGUAAAGGCGCAGAUGAAGACAGCUAGUAAAGAAAUGAUACAGAGAAUCAUCAAAAAGGCAGAAUUACUUGAUUCCGGAAUAUUGCAAGGAAUGAUCGAGGACGGGAAGAUUAGAACGUUCAAUCCUAAUAAUAGUACUUACACUGGUGGGCUGAGUGUAGGCGCAGGGAUGAAAUCACCACCACUAUCACCAGCAAGUCCGUAUCAUCAACCACCAAUGUCGCCAUCGGUACCAUAUCAAGUCCCAAGGCCAAUGUCGCUGCAACAAGGAAGCCGACCAGGGACAGCAAAUUCAAUGAGCUACCCAGCGCAUUGGCAGGCUCAAUUCCAGCAAGUCGAUUCGAACGAACAGAAGAUCCAUCAGCAAUACGCCGAGUUACCAAAUAGCCAGAGCGCCAUUAUGGAAUUACCUGGUGAUUUCCACCAUCCUCAGUCAUCACCACACUUACAGCCACCUUACCCGUCACCAACAUACCCGCACCAAGGCCGAAAUUCCCCAUCUUCAGUGCAAUCCCACUCCCCUGAGCUCAAAUCUUGGGGGUGGUCUCAAGGCCAACCGAGUCCGUCCUUACUUAGUUCUCGGCCUACCUCGUACUCUUCGGAUACGGGUAGUGCCGGUUUCGCGUCUCCCGGACUAGAUCACAAGGGAUUCGCAGCUGAAUUACCAACCCACCAAGAGACCACAGAGGAGCAUCACCACCAGGGUACAUAUAAGAAUAACCCGCAAACGAAUCAAGGCUAUGCGUAUAAUCCGGCAGAUUAUGCGCAAGUUCGGCAUUAA